AUGUCUGAAGCCCAAUCUUUCUAUGACCUCUGUCCUUUGGAUAAAAAAGGAGAACCUUUCCCAUUCAGCCAGCUCAAGGGGAAAGUGGUGAUCAUUGUCAAUGUCGCCAGUAAAUGUGGGUUCACUCCUCAAUACAAGCAAUUGCAAGAGCUUUCCGAAAAGUACCACGACAAAGGUGUUGAAAUCAUCGGUUUCCCAUGUAACCAGUUUGGUAGACAAGAGCCAGGCAAUGCUGAAGAAAUUGCCAGCUUCUGUUCUUUGAACUACGGGGUUUCUUUCCCAGUGUUGAAGAAGGUUGAUGUUAAUGGCUCCAAUGCUGACCCAGUAUACGUGUGGUUGAAGUCAAAGAAGUCUGGCUUGUUGGGAUUCAGAGGUAUCAAAUGGAACUUUGAGAAAUUCUUGAUCGACAGAGAAGGUAAUGUUGUUGAAAGAUACGGUUCCAUCACCAACCCAACAUCCUUGGAACCAUCUAUCGAAAAGUUGUUGUGA
Messenger RNA from Saccharomycopsis crataegensis, 489 nucleotides. Its product is annotated as glutathione peroxidase. Gene Ontology annotation, molecular function: glutathione peroxidase activity. The transcript has a single exon. Gene Ontology annotation, biological process: cellular response to oxidative stress. Bases 1 to 489 code for a protein of 162 amino acids. Lineage: Eukaryota; Fungi; Ascomycota; Saccharomycetes; Ascoideales; Saccharomycopsidaceae. The record is from RefSeq and is a predicted model, not a curated record.